Paecilomyces variotii is the source of this 1567-nucleotide messenger RNA. Its product is annotated as putative ARP2/3 complex 34 kDa subunit. The record is from RefSeq and is a predicted model, not a curated record. The coding region runs from base 114 to 1076 and encodes 320 amino acids. Gene Ontology annotation, cellular component: actin cytoskeleton; Arp2/3 protein complex. Gene Ontology annotation, biological process: actin filament polymerization; Arp2/3 complex-mediated actin nucleation. Lineage: Eukaryota; Fungi; Ascomycota; Eurotiomycetes; Eurotiales; Thermoascaceae. The transcript has 6 exons. Gene Ontology annotation, molecular function: actin filament binding; structural constituent of cytoskeleton.
GCCUGGAUGACGACCGUAGACCAGCGCCAACUCCCCCAGACUGAAACCAACAUCACUGCUGCUCGCUGAGAUCAAGGAAGGGGGCUCAGUGGCAUGCUUGACUGUCUUUCGCCAUGCUUCUCCUCGACUACCAGAACGUUCUGAUCCAAUCCCUCCUAACGGAGCGGUUCUCCGGAGGGCCCCCAGUGUCGAUCGACCAGGUUGUCUCUGACUUUGACGGUGUUACCUUCCAUGUUUCGACUCCCGAAUCCAAGACCAAGAUCCUUAUCUCCAUUUCUGUGAAGUGUUUCCGAGAAUUGGUGCAGUAUGGUGCUCAGGCGGUGUUGGAGCGGGAGUACGGUCCCUAUAUCGUCACUCCGGAACCGGGAUAUGAUUUCUCGGUCCUGAUAGACCUCGAGAACCUUCCGGCUGAGGCUGAGGCGAAGGAGGAACUGAUCAUGCGUCUUGCUCUGCUGAAGCGGAACGCAAUGGCAGCUCCGUUCGAGCGCGCAUUUGAUGAAUUCGCCAAGCUGUCCGAAGAGGCCUCGAAAUACACAACGGAAGCUGCUCCGCAGGGUGUCAGGGAAGGUGGGGAGGUCAUGGCUAUCCAUUACCGAGAGGAGGAAGCUAUCUAUAUCAAGGCAAGCCACGAUCGGGUCACCGUGAUAUUCAGCACGGUCUUCCGUGAAGAGACGGACCGUAUCUUCGGAAAAGUGUUUUUGCAGGAAUUCGUCGAUGCUAGGCGUCGCGUCCUCACGCUACAGAAUGCGCCGCAGGUCCUCUUCCGCAGCGACCCCCCAUUGGAGUUGGAGGGUAUUCCAGGGCUGAAGCACGCGAACGAAGAUGAUAUUAGCUAUGUUACUUUUGUCCUUUUCCCUCGUCACUUGACCCCCCAGCGUCGCUAUGAGAACAUUUCUCACAUCCAAACCUUCCGUGACUAUUUCCAUUACCACAUUAAGGCUUCAAAGGCAUACAUCCACACCAGAAUGCGGAAGCGAACCGCUGAUUUCCUGCAAGUUCUCAACCGCGCACGACCCGAAAACGAGGAACGAGAGAGAAAGACGGCCAGUGGUCGUACAUUCAGAGUCCAGGCUUAGAGCGGAUCCAUAUCAUCCUGUUUAUAUUCGCAACUUGAGAGACACGGGCGCCAUUUUCCUUAGAAUCCAAUGCGGAGAGGCCUUUAAGAUGCAGCGUCUCACAUUGCCAACAUGUAACUGAAAACUUUCUUUGUUCGUUCUGAGAGCGCGAGAGGACAUGAAGUGUACCGUCGACACUCCGGUGCAGCAUGGUUGAAACUGCUGGCUUUCUUCUCUAUUAGCCUUUCGCCGAUAUGAUAACCUGUGGUCGGGCCGCUCGCAUGAAUUCGAAGUCGUUUUGUCUCUAUAGCCGCUGGCAGGCAGGCAAUGGUUACGUCGCAUCAGGGCUUGAGGAAUAAUGGAUGUGCGAUUCGCUCUCAGUGCUAGGUAGAUCAUCGACUUGAAAAUGAUAAAUAAUACUUCAUAGCUAUAGUGAUACAAUGAGAUGCAACUGUGCGUCAAAGUCCGGGGUACCCCAAAGCGAUAUUGGGCAAGUUAUGCUUAGAUCAAGG